UUUUCCCCCUCUCCUUUCUAAACCGACUCUCCCACCACGCGCAGACCAGCCACUGUUACAUAUAUAGGGUGUGCCCAUUUAAACGUCCGCAGUCGAGACCGAGAGCGGACUCUUAAGUGAGUGGGUACUCUUUUGUGAAUAGACAUCGAAACAAAAAAGAGAGACAGAUAGAGAAAGAUAGAGAGAAAAUAAGCGUCAAUUGUGUUGUAUACUCAUUCACAACGAUUAUUCGAUAUCGUUUGGUUAUAUUUUUUUUCACGAUGGCCGAUUCCAGUUCUGCUACCAGCAGACAAUUAAACAUUGCCGUUCGUUUGGACAUUUUGAACAAAUUAGAGGCUGGUGAGAACAUAAAGGACCUUGCGCGCGAGUACAACGUCACGGACCGAACGGUAAGACGAAUUCGACAAAAUGCUUCGUCGAUACGACAAUUUGCGGGGGAAGAGUGUAAACUGCAGAGGAAAAGAAUACGUUCGUCCACGUCCGCCGAUUUGGACAAAGAGCUGUAUUCGUGGGUCUUGCAACGUCGUUCGACAGGAGGCCGAAUAACAGACAGUAUUUUGAUAGAAAAGGCGAAAGCGAUGCAAGAGGAAAGUGGCGGCCCGUCCAACUUCAUACCAUGCAGAGGCUGGCUUUGGCGGUUUAAAAAAAACUACAACCUAAGCCAUGCGAAUGUCGUCGGCGAGAGCGAGAGAGGCGAUACGGACGAGUCUUCUGCUAGACGGUUUAUACAACAGCUUCCGCGAAUACAGGAAGAACUUGAAAUCGGCGAUGACAAUCUGUACAACAUGGACGAGACGAGUUUAUUUUGGAGGAUGCUGCCCAAUCAGGUACUGGCGGGUGCAAAUGAAAACGGAGUUAAAAGAGAGUCGGUGGAGAAGAUUAAACAUGAUAAAGUUACACUGGCGUUAUGUUCAAACGCAACCGGAAGCCACAGGCUACCCUUACUUGUGAUCAACAAACAUGAGAAACCUAGAGCGCUGAAGCACUGUAUAAAUCAUUUACCCGUGAUAUACACUUACAACGAGAAUGCCUGGAUGAGUACCGAAAUUUUUCAAUUCUGGUACCACAACGAGUUUAAACCCUACGUUAGGAGGCGGCAAUUGGAAGAAAAUAAUAACGGUAAGGUUUUACUGAUAGUAGACAACUUUAGUAGCCAUAAUUUACCAGAGGAGGAUAUGGACGACGGUCAUUUCAAACUCAUGUUUUUACCGCCCAAUACCAGUCCCCUGAUCCAACCAAUGGAGCAGGGUGUAAUUACAAAAUUUAAAAAACGAUUCCGGCAUAGAUUGUUACAACGCUUCUUUCAAUAUGAAAACGGACCGUCAGAAUUCUAUGCCGAUUAUGACAUAAAGGAUUGUAUAGACUUAAUAAAUGAAACGUGGAACUCUAUGCUUUCUUUGAACAUAUUCGAUUCCUGGGGUAAAAUCCUUAAUCGAGAAACGAGAUGGGUUGGAAGAAACUUGACACAUUCCUCGUCGGAAACUGCUCGCCACGGUGCAGCGUAUGAAACAAUUUCUGACGAACAAGUGACAGAAUGGAUCAAUCAGUGCGAAGAAGCAGAAAGGAUUAAAGAAGAUGCUGUCGAAGAGGCAGAAGAAUCUUCUCAUUUGCGGCCCCCUAGCCCAAUAGAAGCAGAAGAAAUUGACAGAUUGUUGUAUUAUCUAAAAAAGAUUCCUGUGACAGAACCAGAAAUUGCAAAUUAUGCAGAGUCUAUAAUAGAUUAUUACAACUCGAAAUAAUUUUUGUUUAUAUUU
Messenger RNA from Frieseomelitta varia, 1754 nucleotides. RefSeq names its product jerky protein homolog-like. Bases 261 to 1739 code for a protein of 492 amino acids. The transcript has a single exon. The record is from RefSeq and is a predicted model, not a curated record. Gene Ontology annotation, cellular component: nucleus. NCBI's taxonomy places the organism in Eukaryota, Metazoa, Arthropoda, Insecta, Hymenoptera, Apidae. Gene Ontology annotation, molecular function: DNA binding.